CUUGACUAUUCCGUGAUUAUUAAAGAGAGAUUUCCUAAAUUAUAUUGCCACCCUGAAGUCGACGAGAAACUGACGCGCCGCAGAGCCACACAGGAGGUGCGAUCCAUACUGCGAUGCAGGAGAGCAGGUAUCAACGCACCCGUUGUUUAUUUUGUUGACUACACCACCCAUUGCAUUUUCUUGGAGGAUAUUAUUCACUCAGUGUCAGUAAGAGACCACAUAGCAUCGGCUCAAGCAUCAGAACAAAACCCACAGCAUCUCCAGACUCUAGCAGACAAGAUUGGUGAAAUCCUGGCUCAGAUGCAUGAUGAAGAUGUCAUCCAUGGUGAUCUCACCACCUCCAACAUGCUUCUGGUCAGUGGAGCUGAAGACCAGAACAUGAAGCUGGUUCUGAUCGACUUUGGGUUGAGUUAUAUUUCUGCUCUACCAGAAGAUAAAGGCGUUGACCUGUACGUGUUGGAGAAAGCUUUUCUCAGCACUCAUCCCAAAACGGAGACUUUGUUUGAGAGACUUUUGAAAAGUUACACUGCUUCAUCCAAAAAGUCCUCAGCGGUCAUCAAGAAACUGGAUGAAGUUCGAUUGAGAGGACGGAAGAGGUCUAUGGUCGGAUAAAGUGCAUUACAGCGUGUAUUCUGGCAUUGAAAUGGUUUCACACAGGAUUUGCUACAAGCUUAGAGCUGUAGUUUGAUGUUGGAAAUGUAGUCAUUUUUGUAGUACAUGAAUGUGUAGGGUUUUUCACGCACUGAACAUAACGUAAUGAAUGGUUCAAUCUCAGAUUCUCCAAUUCAGUGUGAGUGCAUAAGACAAAUGCAGACCCUCGACUGAAGACUGAUUCACACUUGGAAAUCCACUGAUACCAGCUGAUCAAUUUUUAAUGAAUGUUGGUCAAAGAGUAACUUUUUUUCAUACUGUACUGUUUUAUCUAAAGUUCAAUAUAAUUAAUAUAGUGCAAUGUUAAU
Sinocyclocheilus anshuiensis is the source of this 959-nucleotide messenger RNA. RefSeq names its product TP53-regulating kinase-like. Lineage: Eukaryota; Metazoa; Chordata; Actinopteri; Cypriniformes; Cyprinidae. Gene Ontology annotation, molecular function: protein serine/threonine kinase activity; ATP binding. The transcript has 2 exons. The record is from RefSeq and is a predicted model, not a curated record. The annotation marks the transcript as partial. Gene Ontology annotation, cellular component: cytosol; EKC/KEOPS complex; nucleus. Gene Ontology annotation, biological process: protein phosphorylation.